UGCCGACGGAGACCCGUGAGGGGGGAGGUGGCGGCAGCGCUAAGUGAGAAAGGGGAAAGAGGGGAGGGAAAAAAAAAAGGAGGAGAAAGGGGUGUCAGGACAGGGCGACGCGGCGACAGCCGAGGCCUAGUGGCGGCGGAGCGGAGGAUUCAAGGCUGAAGCGAGCUUGGGAACGGCAGCGGCGGCGGGCGGACAAACGGACUGACCGAGCCGGGCGGUGGCGGGAGCCGCGGGAGGAGCCGGAACCAUGCCGGCCGUGAGCCUCCCGCCCAAGGAGAACGCGCUCUUCAAGCGGAUCUUGAGAUGUUAUGAACAUAAACAGUAUAGAAAUGGAUUGAAGUUCUGUAAACAAAUUCUUUCCAAUCCCAAAUUUGCAGAACAUGGAGAAACCCUGGCUAUGAAAGGAUUAACAUUGAACUGUCUGGGAAAAAAGGAAGAAGCUUAUGAAUUGGUUCGCAGAGGUUUGAGAAAUGACUUGAAAAGUCAUGUGUGUUGGCAUGUUUAUGGCCUUCUUCAAAGGUCAGACAAAAAAUAUGAUGAAGCCAUUAAGUGCUACCGAAAUGCACUGAAGUGGGAUAAGGACAAUCUUCAGAUCUUAAGAGACCUUUCCUUACUACAGAUUCAAAUGCGAGAUCUUGAGGGUUAUAGGGAAACAAGAUACCAGUUGCUUCAGCUUCGACCUGCACAGAGAGCAUCAUGGAUUGGUUAUGCUAUUGCUUAUCAUUUAUUAGAAGACUAUGAAAUGGCAGCAAAAAUUUUAGAAGAAUUUAGGAAAACACAGCAGACAUCUCCUGAUAAAGUGGAUUAUGAAUAUAGUGAACUCCUUUUAUAUCAAAAUCAAGUUCUUCGGGAAGCAGGUCUCUAUAGAGAAGCCUUGGAACAUCUUUGUACCUAUGAAAAGCAGAUUUGUGAUAAACUUGCUGUAGAAGAAACUAAAGGGGAACUUCUGUUGCAGUUGUGUCGUUUGGAAGAUGCUGCUGAUGUUUAUAGAGGAUUACAAGAGAGGAAUCCUGAAAAUUGGGCCUAUUACAAAGGCUUAGAAAAAGCACUGAAGCCAGCUAAUAUGUUUGAACGGCUAAAAAUUUAUGAGGAGGCCUGGACUAAGUACCCCAGGGGGCUGGUGCCAAGAAGGCUACCAUUAAACUUUUUAUCUGGAGAGAAGUUUAAGGAGUGUUUGGAUAGAUUCCUAAGGAUGAAUUUCAGUAAGGGUUGUCCACCUGUCUUCAAUACUCUGAGAUCUUUAUACAGAGAUAAAGAGAAGGUGGCAAUCGUAGAAGAACUAGUAGUUGGUUAUGAAACCUCUCUAAAAAGCUGUCGCUUAUUUAACCCCAAGGAUGAUGGAAAGGAGGAACCCCCAACCACGUUACUUUGGGUCCAGUACUAUUUGGCACAGCAUUAUGAUAAAAUUGGUCAGCCAUCUAUUGCUCUGGAAUACAUAAAUACUGCUAUUGAAAGUACGCCAACAUUGAUAGAACUCUUUCUUGUAAAAGCUAAAAUAUAUAAGCAUGCUGGGAAUAUUAAAGAAGCUGCCAGGUGGAUGGAUGAAGCCCAGGCCCUGGACACAGCAGACAGAUUUAUUAAUUCCAAGUGUGCAAAAUACAUGUUAAAAGCCAAUCUGAUUAAAGAGGCUGAAGAAAUGUGCUCCAAGUUUACAAGGGAAGGAACAUCAGCAGUAGAGAACUUGAAUGAAAUGCAGUGCAUGUGGUUCCAGACAGAGUGUGCCCAGGCAUACAAAGCAAUGAACAAGUUUGGUGAAGCACUUAAGAAAUGUCAUGAAAUUGAGAGACAUUUUAUAGAAAUCACCGAUGACCAGUUUGAUUUUCAUACAUACUGUAUGAGGAAGAUUACCCUUAGAUCAUAUGUGGACUUAUUAAAACUAGAAGAUGUACUUCGGCAGCAUCCAUUUUACUUCAAAGCAGCAAGAAUUGCUAUUGAGAUCUAUUUGAAGCUUCAUGACAACCCUCUUACAGAUGAGAAUAAAGAGCACGAGGCUGAUACAGCAAACAUGUCUGACAAAGAGUUAAAGAAACUACGUAAUAAACAAAGAAGAGCUCAAAAGAAAGCUCAGAUAGAAGAAGAGAAAAAAAAUGCAGAGAAAGAAAAGCAGCAGAGAAAUCAGAAAAAGAAAAAGGAUGAUGACGACGAGGAAAUUGGAGGCCCCAAAGAAGAACUUAUCCCAGAGAAACUAGCCAAGGUUGAAACUCCAUUGGAAGAAGCUAUUAAGUUCUUAACACCGCUGAAGAAUUUGGUGAAGAACAAGAUAGAAACUCAUCUUUUUGCCUUUGAGAUUUACUUUAGGAAAGAAAAGUUUCUUUUGAUGCUACAAUCAGUAAAACGGGCAUUUGCUAUUGAUGCUAGUCAUCCCUGGCUUCAUGAAUGCAUGAUCCGCCUCUUUAAUUCUGUGUGUGAAAGUAAAGACUUACCUGAAACGGUUAGAACAGUAUUAAAGCAAGAAAUGAAUCGUCUUUUUGGAGCAACAAAUCCAAAGAAUUUUAAUGAAACUUUUCUGAAAAGGAAUUCUGAUUCAUUGCCACAUAGAUUAUCAGCUGCCAAAAUGGUAUAUUAUUUAGAUUCUUCUAGUCAGAAACGAGCAAUAGAGCUGGCAACAACACUUGACGGAUCCCUCACCAACAGAAACCUUCAGACUUGCAUGGAGGUGUUGGAAGCCUUGUGUGAUGGUAGCCUAGGAGACUGUAGAGAAGCUGCUGAAGCUUACAGAGCAAGUUGUCAUAAGCUUUUCCCUUAUGCUUUGGCUUUCAUGCCCCCUGGAUACGAAGAGGAUGUGAAGAUCACAGUUAAUGGAGAUAGCUCUGCAGAAACUGAAGAACUGGCCAAUGAAAUUUGAACAUCAUUAAACAAGCAAAUGGAAUGACUUUGGACCAUAUCUAGUGUAUAAUAUUUUUGUCACGCACCUGCUGCAUUGCUCUAACUUACACAAAAUGAGAGGAGUAAAUGUUCUUGCCUUCAAAUAGUCUUUUACGUUUUUUAUCCUGCUGAAAACUAUAUAUAAAAUAUCUAACAUUACAGGAUAUAGGUUCAGUUUCUUAAAAAUUAAAAGCUGCUAAAAUUGAGGGGUUUAAAAAAAUUCCAUAUCCUACUCCUACCUUCCCUGCCCAUAUUUUUAAACUAAUUUAUAUAAAAUCUGGAGGCUAUUACAGCUAACAUAGCAGGUGUGUGGCAGAAAUAUUACUUUGAAUUUGUCUUGUGAGAUUUUACUCUAUCUCAGACAGCAUAAAUGCUGUUUCAGCACUGGAUUCUUUCACUGAGCACAAAGAGUUGUUGGGGCUUUAGCAUCUGACUGAUUUUGUUACGGGGUUGAUUCUUGACCAUAGGAAGUAUGCAAUGUGAAUCACUAUGUACAGAGCCAUCUACAACAAUUGGUUGUAGAGACUGGGACACAUAGCUACCAAGCAGAUUAUAUGAAACCUAGAAGGUGUUCAGUACGCGUGUUGUGUUUCCAAAAUUUGCUGUACAUGAUCAGUUUGGUGUUCUUGUACCACAGUUUUUAACCGAAGGAACCAGUUGGAACAAUCUCAAUUUUAACUAAAACUUGAAGAACUAAAAUAACAAUGCAGACCUUUAGCAUUGUUUUUGGCCAAACUUGUUAAAACUGUAAUGCAAGAACCAAAUGCACUGUGAUGUGGCACCAACUAAUUAGCAAGCAUGAAUUUUUCACCCGAGAGUGAAAAACAAGAAAAUCUACCAUGGCUUGAAGUUAAAGAGCAGAACUCCUGACUACCAUUCUAUGACUGAUCAAGAGACUAAUAGCUAAAAACCUCAGCAGGCCUUGUUCACGAUAUGCAGAAAAAAGUGCUGCAGUUUAGAUACCUCUGGAACUUUUCCACAGUGUCACAGGUUUGUAAUACUUGAAGCCCUUCAUUUCUAAGAAUAUAUUUCUUGCUCAGUUGUUUCAGGCAAGCCCAAGACUUUGUAAUUUUUAAAGGGCCCAAGAUUUUUUUUUCAAUAACAGACCAGCUUCUUUUUCCUGCAGUUACAAAUGUAAUUUCUUUUUUGUUGUCAAACAUAAGGUACCAAAUAUGAUGCAAUAAAUUGUUUUGAAAAACAGUUGUGUGAAUAUUUCCACUAAUCCGAGUUGGGCUUCUGUGAAAUACACAGGUGGAAACAGAGGUUGCAAGCCAGAGGCAAUGAAAUGCAUUGUAGGGCUAGUACGGAGGGGAGCUUUUUAGAGUGGACUAAAUGAUGGUGUCAGGGAAGUUCCGGAAUGAAGUAGAAUGCUGCUCCUUUGUUCAGAUUUCACUGAGGGCUAGGAUUGUGGCAGGUCCUAUGAAUGUAAUUCAUAAUCUGAAAAGAAAACGAAACACGACUAUUUUGAUUGGGAAAAUGAGCCUUAAAUACGUCAAACCUGUACACUGACAACUAGCCUCAGGCUCAAUAUUCUCUUUAUGUUUGCAAGGUCUGAGCAAUUAAGUUUAAGUAAAAUUAAUUAAGUGUAUAUAAAAUCAAACUUUUGUAGUAUUUUAGUUAUAGAUAGUUCAUACGCUAAAGGGAAUUUUCAGAUCAGAUCCUUUUGUUUCAUAGUACAUGAUCUGCAUUCCACAUCCCAGUCUAACAGGUUAGUGACGCAAAGGUAAUUACAGUCUGAACUCCAGUGCUUUGCUUUAACAGGCCCUGUCUCAGGAACAUCUUAACAGAUGGCAAAAAAAAAAAAAGUGAACUUUAAAAAUACUUCUCAUAUGAGUGGCACCUGAGGCUCUUACUGUUUGGAAUAAACACUAGUGCUACCUCUGCCACUGGUUCAGUGUUGGAGGAGGCACCAGCCAUAUAGUAGGCGUGUAUGUGUGGUUUUGUUUAAACUCUACUGUAUAUCACAAUGAAAUCCGUCUAUUUGUCUUGACAAUGUUCAAACGAUGUAGAUUGUCUUAGGAUGAAUACUCAGAAGUACUCAGAACUCUAAUGCAGGUACCACCGGAGAGGAGCUAAAUUCCUAUCAUGUAUAUUGUAUUCGAACCCAAUUUUACUGAAACUAUUGAAUAAAUCUUUUAUUUUCCUUCAGGUUUACUUUAUAGUGUAUACAUUGUCUGGUGUCAAAGGACCUUGACUGGGUUCACCUAAAACAUUGUACUGUACUCUCUGAGUAUAUCAACUGGAUGAUUUCCCAUUUACCCCAGCCAUAUUCAGUUCAUUUCCAGUGAUACUGUGGGGGGAAACAGGGUUAGAUAAACAAGUUGGAAAUGCAGUGUGAUGUUGUAAUCUAAACAAGUGCCUUAUGUUUAUUGCUAAGAACUGGUGUUAUCAACCCUUUUAAUAAGGGGUUCCCUCGGCCUGUAUUAAUAUAGGAAAGUAAAGAUCCUUUUGUUUUUCUUUAUAUUCACUAUUGUCAUUUCUCAUUGAAAAGCUAAACUCUGACUAGCUUAGUUUACUUAGCUUUAAUUAGAUAGUUGAGUCAUUUUCACUAUUUUUUCUGUAUUUAUUAUGCACAACAAUAAAAUGAUCUCUAAUAGCAUGACUAAAAGUAGUGCCGAUGUCACUGGAAAGCUUUCUGGGUCUUCUUAGGCCCUGUGUUUUUCACCAUGAUUGUACUGCAUACUCUCCUGCUCUCAGAGCAAUGAAAUGAGAGCUGUGACUGUGAAGACCUCAGAGCCAUGGUCUAGAGUCAGGUGGGUUGUAACAAACUCAGACAUCCCUUCUGGUCAACUGGUGAGACUAUUUCUGUUGUCAUGCAUAGCAUACAUUUGGGGAAAGCUUAAAAAGUAGAGUAUUGAACAUGGUAGGCGUUUCUUUUAAAUAAUCCUUGAAUUCUGAAGAUCAUGAUACUAAGAGUUCCAGAGCAACAUUUCUGAUGUAAGGAGUCUUUUCUGCCUCAUGCUCCUGAUUUUUUUUAAUUGAAAGAUUGUCAAAUCUAAGACACAAACCCUAUGAAAUAGCUGUUGCACCACAGGAAGCAGAAAUGGUUUCAGUUUUUGCUGGUUGGAAACUACAAUUUGCAGCAAUAAAAAUUUUUGGAAAAGGUUAUUAAGUUUCGCUUUUCCCUUGUACAGCUAUGAGAUGGAAAUGCAAAGUAUAGUGUGUAGGAGAUUCUGGAGAGUGCUGUUUAACAAAGAAUAUCUUUUAUGUAUACUCUAGUUUGUAUAACAAAAUGAGUACUUGCACAUACUCAUGGUACACACUACUAAAACAAGCAGAAUGCAUACCUAUAACCCCAGCACUUGGGAGAUGGAGUUGAGGACCAGUCUGGAAAGAUAAAGCAUAGGGAAAAACUAUAAAAGGAAAGAGUCUGAAAGUCUCCAAUUUGUUAGUUCAUGCAGUUGGCGCUGAGGCACCAUUUUGGGAUGGUAGCCAGAAGAAGAGUUUGGUACAAUAUAAAUUAGAAUUUGCUGAUGCUGUAACCUCAGUGUUCUAUGUACCUGAACCAGACUGUAGCCCUUGUUUCAAGGCUGCUUGUACCAAAUGUAAGGAUGUUACUAGCAGUGCAGCAAAACCAUUCCAAGGUCUGUCUUACAUUUUUUGGGACAGUAUCUCACUAUGUACCCCUGUUUGCCUCAAACACAGAGGUCUGCCUCACUCUCCUGAGUGCUGGGAUUAAAUACGUGUACCACCAUGCCUAGCUAUGAAAGCUUAAGAAGAUGGGCGGGGGGGGGGCACACCUAUGUGAGCGCAUGUGUGGCGUUCAGGACAACUUGCAUAGGAAUCUCACCUUCCUUACAUUUCAGGGAUCAAACUCAGGUUACCUGGCUGCAUGGCACAUCUACCUGCUGAGACAUUUAAUUGGCCUGUAAGUGAGGCCUUGAUUUCUAGUUCAAGAACCUGUAUUUCUCUACAUGUUGGAAAUCUCAUUGUAAUGUAAAGAUGUCUGGCCUCUGAGGACAAACUGUCUUCUCAUUUAGGAGUAAGGAAGUGAGGUAAUUUUGAGAGUGUUGUAGAUCUCGAGUUGUUUUCACCUAAUGAUGCUUGUCUUCUGUGUUUACCUGUACAUGACUGGCAUGGGAACCCUGUGCUGUCUCUGGUUUUCCGUUUGGUCCUGAAUGAAUUUGUCCACCUGUUUACUUUGUAAUUAGAGUUUUUCAGGACACACUUGUGGCUACACUGUUCUUCCAAACUGGCUUUUCUUAGGAGCUCAACUUACCUGCCCUCAAGUAAUCAUAUUGUUGCUCUGUAUCUUUUAAAAUGAAAAAGUUGCCAUUUAAAGUAGAUGGUAACAGGACUAUCCCCUGGAUUCUGGAAUACCAAAUACUAAUAACUUCCGUUGAUUAACUUAGUAAAAAAAAAAGAAGUGAGAGUAAUAGACAUAUUUAGGAACAUGUAUUCAGCAUUACUUGUUCAGAAGCUCAUUAAAAAGGA
Molecule: messenger RNA, 7299 nt
Organism: Chionomys nivalis (European snow vole)
Lineage: Eukaryota; Metazoa; Chordata; Mammalia; Rodentia; Cricetidae
Gene: Naa15
Product: N-alpha-acetyltransferase 15, NatA auxiliary subunit
Exons: 20
Coding region: 248-2845 (865 amino acids)
Biological process (GO): N-terminal peptidyl-methionine acetylation
Cellular component (GO): cytoplasm; NatA complex
Molecular function (GO): protein-N-terminal amino-acid acetyltransferase activity; protein binding
Source: RefSeq, a predicted model, not a curated record